Cygnus olor (mute swan) is the source of this 809-nucleotide messenger RNA. RefSeq names its product feather beta keratin-like. Gene Ontology annotation, molecular function: structural constituent of cytoskeleton. NCBI's taxonomy places the organism in Eukaryota, Metazoa, Chordata, Aves, Anseriformes, Anatidae. Gene Ontology annotation, cellular component: intermediate filament. Bases 21 to 341 code for a protein of 106 amino acids. The record is from RefSeq and is a predicted model, not a curated record. The transcript has a single exon.
GGACCCUCCACACCACAGACAUGUCCUGCUACAACAUCUGCCGCCCCUGCGGACCCACCCCGCUGGCUAACAGCUGCAACGAGCCCUGUGUCAGGCAGUGCGAGGACUCCCGCGUCGUCAUCCAGCCUCCUGCCGUGCUGGUCACCCUGCCAGGACCCAUCCUCAGCUCCUUCCCCCAGAACACCGCCGUUGGAUCCUCCGCAUCAGCUGCCGUGGGCAGCAACCUCAGCGCCCAGGGAGUGCCCAUCUCCUCCGGGGGAUUCGGAGGCUUUGGCCUUGGAGGCUUUGGCUUCGGAGGUCUUGGCUGCAUCAACGGCGGAAGAGCCUGCUACCCCUGCUAAGGACCCACGCCAACACCCCUGACAGAAGCUUCCAACACCGUGAAAGACAGCUCUCAGACUGAGGACGCACCUCUGCGCUGUUCAUGGCACGCGGGCUCACCAGCCGCGACUCCUCAUUCCACGGCACAACAAAGCAAGCAAGCAAGGAAGGGGCCAGCCCAUGCUGUCAGGACACAUGGCCAACAUACCUCCUUCUUUCUUCCUCUUUCUCCUUUCUAUAGCACCACCUUCUACAGCCGCUACUCUCUACUGCUAUGACUGGUUCAUAAGCCAAAUGCCACCAUGGAUUGACCCCAUCUCUGCUACUCUUCUCAAAAGCACAGGAAGUUGUCAGUGCCCUGGAGAAAUGUGCUGUAGACAAGGGACAGCAGCUGGCGGUCACUCUAAUAGCACCUCAGACCCUGGCGCUUUUAUUGGUGCUCCUUCCUUUUAUUUUUUUUCCCCUCAAUAAAAUCUACCUGCAUCCCA